Molecule: messenger RNA, 2164 nt
Organism: Hirundo rustica (Barn swallow)
Lineage: Eukaryota; Metazoa; Chordata; Aves; Passeriformes; Hirundinidae
Gene: CCNL1
Product: cyclin L1
Exons: 11
Coding region: 16-1551 (511 amino acids)
Biological process (GO): regulation of transcription by RNA polymerase II
Cellular component (GO): nucleus
Molecular function (GO): cyclin-dependent protein serine/threonine kinase regulator activity
Source: RefSeq, a predicted model, not a curated record
GCCCGCUCCGCCGCCAUGGCCGCCGCGCACCCGGGCCCCGCCGCGCCCGCCGCCCCCGCCCCGCCGCCUCCCGCCGCUCCGGGCAUCCUCAUCGGCGACCGGCUCUACUCCGAGGUGUCGCUGACCAUCGACCACUCGCUGAUCCCUGAGGAGCGGCUCUCGCCCACCCCCUCCAUGCAGGACGGGCUGGACCUGCAGUGCGAGACCGACCUGCGCAUCCUGGGCUGCGAGCUCAUCCAGGCGGCCGGCAUCCUGCUGCGGCUGCCGCAGGUGGCCAUGGCGACGGGGCAGGUGCUGUUCCAUCGGUUCUUCUACUCCAAGUCCUUCGUCAAGCACAGCUUCGAGAUUGUUGCUAUGGCCUGCAUCAAUCUCGCGUCCAAAAUCGAAGAGGCGCCUCGUCGGAUAAGGGACGUGAUCAACGUGUUCCAUCACUUGCGGCAGUUAAGAGCAAAAAGGACUCCAAGCCCCCUGAUACUUGAUCAGAACUACAUAAACACCAAAAAUCAAGUAAUCAAAGCAGAAAGGAGGGUACUGAAGGAGUUGGGAUUUUGUGUUCAUGUCAAGCAUCCUCAUAAGAUCAUUGUUAUGUAUUUACAAGUCCUUGAAUGUGAACGUAAUCAAACCCUGGUACAGACAGCCUGGAACUACAUGAACGACAGCCUCCGGACGAACGUGUUUGUCCGCUUCCAGCCGGAGACCAUCGCGUGCGCGUGCAUUUACCUCGCCGCCAGAGCCCUGCAGAUCCCCCUGCCUACCCGUCCCCACUGGUUCCUGCUCUUUGGCACCACGGAAGAGGAGAUUCAGGAGAUCUGCUUAACAACUCUGAAGCUUUAUACCAGGAAGAAGCCCAAUUACGAAUUUCUGGAUAAAGAAGUAGAAAAGAGGAAAAUGGCACUACAGGAGGCAAAACUGAAAGCAAAAGGUUUAAAUCCAGAUGGAACUCCAGCACUAUCAACACUGGGUGGCUUUUCUCCUGCAUCCAAACCAUCUUCCCCAAGAGAAGUAAAAGCUGAGGAGAAAUCUCCAGUGUCUGUGAACACCAAAACCAUUAAAAAAGAGCCAGAAGAGAGGCAGCAAACCUCCAAGAGCCCUUACAACGGGCUGAGGAAGGAGAGCAAGAGGAGCCGCAGCAGCCGAAGCGCCAGCCGGUCCCGCUCCCGGACAAAGUCCCGCUCCCGCUCCCACAGCCCCCGCAGGCACUACAACAACCGGCGGAGCCUGUCGGGCACCUACAGCUCCCGCUCGCGCAGCCGCUCGCGCAGCCACAGCGGCAGCCCCCGGCGGCACCACAACCACGGCUCUCCCCACGCCAAGGCCAAGCACGGCCGCGAGGAGCUCAAGGGCGCCGGCAGACACGGCCACAAGCGGAAAAAGUCUCGCUCCCGCUCGCAGAGCAAAUCCCGGGAGCACUCGGAGGCGGCCAAGAAGCACCGGCACGAGCGCGGCCACCACCGGGAGCGGCGCGAGCGCUCGCGCUCCUUCGAGCGCUCCCACAAGGGCGGCAAACACCACGGCAGCGGCCGCUCGGGGCACGGUCGGCACCGCCGCUGAGCCUGAGCCUCGGGCUGUGCCCGGCCCUGGGACCGAGCCUCGGGCUGUGCCCGGCCCUGGGACCGAGCCUCGGGCUGUGCCCGGCCCCGGGAUCCAGCGUCGGACUGUGUCCAGCCUCGGACUGUGCCCAGCCCUUGGGAUCCAGCCCCGGGAUCCAGCCUCGGAUUGUGCCCAGCCCCAGGAUCCCAUCCUGGAACCCAGCCCUGGACUGCGCCCAGCACCCAGCCCUCGGACUGCAGGGCUUGCUGCAGCUUCAACCCCCGUCUCCUUUUCUAAAAGGUGUAGAAGACUUUUUUUUUGGGUUGGUUUUUUGUUUUUGUUUUUCUUUUGGGAAAGAAACUGUUACCAACUUUUGCACAUAAUACCUUAGCAGUAUCCCAGAGGUGGCAAAUCGAUCAGGUUCACUGUAUGUAUUAGAGUUGUGUAUUGUUUAUUGAGCUGAGAACUGGAGAAAGGAUUUCUGUAAAAAGGCAAAACGUACCUUAUUUUUAUACCAGUCAAUUGCAGACGCUUAUAUUUAAGUAUAGUUAUUUGUUUAAACAUGGUGGAGACUUUCUUACACUGGUUUUAGUCUGCAUGUGUUCAAAAGAUUUUUACAAGAAAUAAAAUAUGA